AUGCGGGGGGGGGACAGGAAGCGGGUCAGGAGCUCAGACGCACUGUACGGUCCCUCGCGUCUGGGCCGGAACCAGGAUGUGUUGCUAGGCGCAGGGAUGAUUGUGUCAGCACUUGUCGAGCCUGCUCCGUUUCCUUACAGGGAGCCGGGCUCGCUGACUGAAGGUAUCUUCAGGAGCCAGGGCCCGGCUGACGGACGAGCACAAAGCAGCCGUCACACUGGAGCUUACAGUCGGGCUCUUUCUCUGUGUGAUAGUGUUUGUGUGCCGGCAGAAGGCUCAGGCAGCUCCCCCGCGGCCUCCUUUGUUGGACAAACCUGUUGUAUGAAUGGUCUGGAGCCCUGA
Knipowitschia caucasica is the source of this 342-nucleotide messenger RNA. The record is from the annotation of a GenBank genome assembly. NCBI's taxonomy places the organism in Eukaryota, Metazoa, Chordata, Actinopteri, Gobiiformes, Gobiidae.